This is a messenger RNA of Lolium perenne, 1287 nucleotides long. RefSeq names its product protein LSD1. The record is from RefSeq and is a predicted model, not a curated record. Lineage: Eukaryota; Viridiplantae; Streptophyta; Magnoliopsida; Poales; Poaceae.
CUUUCUUAAUCGCCCUCCCCUCUCAUAUGUAUGUGUUAUUCAGCAGUAGCUGAUUUCUGCAUCUUCAAUUGCUUAACUUUUUUUUGCCUUGCUCUGUUCUUGUGGAUGAUUCCUACUGUUUUCCACUGGAGAUGUCUUUCGGGUCCAUGGAUCAGCUGUGGUUUAUACACUCCUAUCUUAUCCUUGGCAUGUUCUUGCUAAUAUUUUUUAGUCCAGCAAUGGAUAGUAAUUCGGCUGAAUAUGGUAGACAUGGAGAUUCCGACUGCUAUGGCCAAUAUCUCCAAAUUUGUAGAAGUUACAAAUCUGAUUGGUUGGAACCUUUUUGCGUGAAAUGUUUGGUCAGAACUUCAAGUUUCAAAAAUGAUGAAGGAUUUAAAUAGCUGUCAAGGAUUUCUAGUGGGGAGCUGAAACUCUGGCAAUUGAUGUGCAUUGGAGAAUCCAUUUCCUGUUGUCUGAAGAGUCCCGAAACUGCUUGUUUGAAAGUGAAGAUUUCAUGUAGUGGAAAGAAAGCUGUUAUUAGUCCUCUGUUGCUGCCAGAGUCUGUGUAGCCUCAACGACAGCAACGACGGCGUCGAUUAAGGCAGCCACCGGCACGGCGAUGCCGGUUCCCCUUGCCCCUUACCCUGCUCCUCCUGUGCCAUUCACACCACCCACUCCCAAUGCCGGGGCUCAAAGCCAGCUUGUCUGCACUGGAUGCCGGAAUCUGCUCAUGUAUCCUGCCGGCGCGACGUCAGUAUGCUGCGCAGUUUGCAGUACCGUGACCUCUGUUCCGUCUCCUGGGACCGAGAUGGCGCAGCUAGUUUGCGGAGGAUGCCACACUCUUCUAAUGUACAUACGUGGCGCGACAAGUGUACAAUGUUCUUGCUGCCACACUGUCAACCUGUCAAUGGAAGCGAAUCAGGUUGCACAUGUAAACUGUGGGAACUGCCGGAUGCUGCUCAUGUACCAGUACGGCGCAAGAUCUGUCAAAUGUGCAGUCUGCAGUUUUGUGACAUCAGCUGGGGCAUCACCUGGUGUAGACCAGAAGCCUAGCAACUGAACUGGUGCAAGAUUACUAUGAAGGAAGAAGCUUCCCAAAAAGAGGAUGCUUUGAGUGCACAUGUAUAGAGUUCUUCCCAGAAGCAAUCUCCAUUUCUCGCUUCCUUCGUUGGGCCUGGCGAGCUUGCGGAAUAAACGAGAGUUUUUGGUAUUACUUAGAGCUCGAAAUUCGUCGAAUCAUCUGUAUAACUGGAUCAGACACAUACAUAAACCCUCUGUGUUUGUGUUGAAAUCUAGCUUCUUUUUACU